AUGGAACUCUUAGGUACAUUUUACUUAUUAAAAGCUGUUGUGCGGUGUGCAAGCCACCAUUUCACUAUUGCUAUAAACAAUGGUCGUUAUUGGUUUUAUUAUGAUGAUCUCUGUAGUGCAGUUCAGCAAUAUGCUACAUUUCAAGAUAUUUUGAAUGUUUACGCCAAUGGAUGGUAUUUUGCUGUUUAUGAAAGCUCUGUUGAUAACAUUAUUAAUAUACAUCAAGGCAUUGAUUCCUGUACAUUAAUGCCAGACCAUUCUUAUUCAAAAUUAGAGGAUAAAGAACGCCAAGCCUGUGAUGAUUUUGGGAAAGAAGUUUGCACACCCAGAAAACGACAAAGACCAGAAACAAAUACUGACAAAUUGAUAGAUAGAAAAAGAAAGCUGAACUUAAAUGUAGUAAAUCCACAUUUGAAGAAUUACAAAAUUGCUAAAAAAGCCAAAGAGACAGAGAGUGAAAAACUUUCUAGACAAAAAAAGCAAAAAGAAUAUAUGAGGGCAUACAGAAGGAAAAUAAAGGAUUAUGAGACAGGGGAGGAGAAGCAAGCACGAUUGAUAAAACAAAAUGUGCAAAAGUGGAACUCUAGACAGAAAAAGGAAGACAAUACAUUUGAUGUAAUUAAACCAGUAGGAAAAUUUACAGCUAAAAAAGCCAAAGAGACAGAGAGUGAAAAACUUUCUAGACAAAAAAACCAAAAAGAAUAUAUGAGGGCAUACAGAAGGAAAAUAAAGGAUUAUGAGACAGGGGAGGAAAAGCAAGCACAAUUGAUAAAACAAACUGUGCAAUUUAAGUGGAACUCUAGACAGAAAAAGGAAGACAAUACAUUUGAUGUAAUUAAACCAGUAGGAAAAUUUACAGCAUGGCAAAAAGUAGAUAAACCACUGCAUAAUGUUGACAAAGAAGCAUAUUUAUCUCAAUUUGACAGUAUAAACACUGGACCAAUUCAUGUACAGAAGUGGGCUAUCAAAAACAUGGAAGACUUUCAUAAUUCACUUAAAUUCAAAAUUUAUAUGUGUGAAGUUUGCCAUGAGGCAUGGCCAUUAUCAUCAAAAGGCAAAAAGAGAUCUCCUUAUAUGUGUUCAAGAUGUUCACGUGACAAGAAUGGAGUGAAAAAUUUUCAUCUCAGAAUGGAAUGA
Pocillopora meandrina is the source of this 1137-nucleotide messenger RNA. NCBI's taxonomy places the organism in Eukaryota, Metazoa, Cnidaria, Anthozoa, Scleractinia, Pocilloporidae. The record is from the annotation of a GenBank genome assembly.